Molecule: messenger RNA, 1448 nt
Organism: Daucus carota subsp. sativus
Lineage: Eukaryota; Viridiplantae; Streptophyta; Magnoliopsida; Apiales; Apiaceae
Exons: 7
Coding region: 23-1363 (446 amino acids)
Source: RefSeq, a predicted model, not a curated record
AUAACAAAGGAGAGAAAAUUAAAUGGCAACUUUUAAGAAACGUCCUUGGACUCCUGAAGAAGACAUGAGGCUGGUGGCUUACAUCAGUAGAUAUGGCAUUUGGAAUUGGAGCCAGAUGCCUGAACAUGCUGGCUUGUCAAGGAGUGGGAAGAGUUGCAGACUGAGGUGGAUGAACUAUUUGGAUCCACAAGUGAAGCGUGGUAAUUACACCCAAGAGGAAGAUGAAAUUAUAAUCGACAUGCGUCAUAUUGGAGCCGGAUGGUCGACGAAGACAGCUAAAGAUAUGGCCGUGGAAACCAUGGCACCAGUUACGGAGACAACAGAAGAAGAAAUAGAUACAAUAAUGAAUUAUGAUAAUCUCAAUGAAUUUUUAUCUCCAGAAACUCCGGAUGUCGAAGAAGCCUACGAAGACUACCCUAUCUCAUCCUACAUGCUAAACGUUAAUGCUUACUUGAACAAUAUUAAUGCCCCUCCAACAUUUGAAACUAGUGCAGAUCCUCACACAAGUUUCUGGAGAGAGCCAUUUUCCUUGGAAAAUAUCUACGACAUCGAUGAGUAUGUAGCAUAUGUUGAUCCUGAGAUUGGAAUGCCAAACCUUGAAGAUUGGUUCGGAGAACGAAUCAAAUCAGAGAAUAUGGUCACCUUCAAGAAAUGUCCCUGGACUCCUGAAGAAGACAUGGUGUUGGUGAAUUAUAUCAGCCGAUACGGCAUUUGGAAUUGGAGUCAGAUGCCUAAACAUGCUGGCUUGUCGAGGACCGGAAAGAGUUGCAGAUUGAGGUGGAUGAACUAUUUGGAUCCGCAAGUUAAACGUGGUAACUACACUCAAGAGGAGGAUGAAAUCAUAAUUAACAUGCGUCAAAAUGGAGCCGGAUGGUCUGCAAUUGCAGCAAGUCUUCCAGGACGAACAGAUAAUGAGAUCAAAAACCGGUGGCACAGCCGCCUCAGUAAACGAUUAGCCAGCAAUAGGGUGGAAAGCAUGGAACCAUAUACGGAGCAAAUAGUUUCAGAAUUAGAUACAAUGAUGAUUGAUGACUACCUGAUGGAUUUUGAUUUCCCGGAAGCUCCCAAUUUCGAAACAGAGAAUGAAGACCACAGUCUUUCGUCCCAUUCGUUAAACGUUGGUGCUUCAUCGAACAAUAGAGUUCCUCCUGCAUUCGGAACUAGUACUGAGGAUCCUCACGUAAGCUUUUGGAGAGAACCAUUUUCACUGGAAAAUGUUGACGACAUCGAUGAGUAUGCAACAUAUUUUGAUCCUCAAUUUGGAAUGCUAAACCCUGAAGAUUUGUUCGGAGAGCCUUUCAGUUCAUAUUAUGACAUGUUUGAAAUAUGUAGUGGUAGUGGUUCUAUAUAUAAUUACGUUUGAGCGUAUUGAGAGAUAGAUAAGGUUUUUGCCUUCUGCUCAUAUACAUAGCUAGCAGAGAUAUGGAUCAUGACAUGAGUUAAUUCAG